AUGGCAUAUCCAAGACUGAAGAUGAUCAAGAUGAAGAAGAGAAUGGCAUUACGUAGAAAGCUUCUUAUUUUGAGAAAUCUUACAAACUCCAAAUCUGUUAAAAAGAGUUCCAUUAUUAUGGACGCUUUUAUCCACAUCAACAAUCUGAAGCUCAAGCUCGAAGCUAUGAAAAGGGAUUUAAUGGCGCAACAACAUUUACAUGAAGAAGUGAAGGUGGAAAAGAUCAAUGGGAAUGAUGAUGAUCAGGAAUUCGCAAUAAGAGUAGUGAUCAUGAAAUCAGGAAAACAUAAUAUCAUGGUUUCAAUUUUGGAAGGGUUUGAAGAAAUUGGUGUGAAUGUUAUACAAGCCAAGGUUUCAUGCACAAACAACAAUUUCUUUCAUAUGGAAGCCAUUGUUAAAGCUCAAAGCUCUCUGCAGGUUGUUCUUCAUGUUAAGGAUAUCACCCAAGCUAUUCAUUCUGCAAUUACCAAAACCAUGCAACCUGUAGAUCAUCAUCAUGUUUAA
Molecule: messenger RNA, 504 nt
Organism: Impatiens glandulifera
Lineage: Eukaryota; Viridiplantae; Streptophyta; Magnoliopsida; Ericales; Balsaminaceae
Exons: 2
Coding region: 1-504 (167 amino acids)
Biological process (GO): regulation of DNA-templated transcription
Cellular component (GO): nucleus
Molecular function (GO): DNA-binding transcription factor activity; sequence-specific DNA binding
Source: RefSeq, a predicted model, not a curated record